Molecule: messenger RNA, 1534 nt
Organism: Macadamia integrifolia
Lineage: Eukaryota; Viridiplantae; Streptophyta; Magnoliopsida; Proteales; Proteaceae
Product: growth-regulating factor 3-like
Exons: 4
Coding region: 145-1356 (403 amino acids)
Biological process (GO): regulation of DNA-templated transcription; developmental process; DNA-templated transcription
Cellular component (GO): nucleus
Molecular function (GO): ATP binding
Source: RefSeq, a predicted model, not a curated record
ACAUAUAAAAGGAUUAACUGGGCUGCUUACGGAAAACCUUUGGAAACUCGUUUCAUCAGGACCUAGCAAAGAACUCUGAGAAAGAGUAUUAUUAGAGCAACAACAAACAACCCAGUUCCCUUUCACCUCUCUCUCUCUCUCUCCAUGGACUACCAUCUGAAGCAAUGGAAACCCCAGCACGAGUCAGAUCAGUUUCCUUCUGCAAAGACACCAAAACUCUUUGAAGCCCAUCGAGAGCCAUCUGGGUCUGCUCUACCAUUGUUUGUACCUGAGCCCAACAGCAGGAUCAGCAACCUGUCAGUCUUUCCUGAUUCAACUACAACAACCAGAGUUCCUAGAAUGGGGAGUUUUUUCAGCUUGGAUCAGUGGCGUGAGCUUGAACUUCAAGCUUUGAUCUUCAAGUAUUUACUGGCUGGAGCUGCUGUUCCUCCUGAACUUCUUUAUCCCAUCAAGAAAAGCCUUCUGGGUAGUUCUGGAUGUUAUAUUCAUCAUCAGUGUGAGCAUAAUCAACCAUCGGUGAUGCAAUCAGGAUACUGGGGGAGAAGUGGGGUAGACCCGGAGCCCGGAAGAUGCAGGAGAACAGAUGGGAAGAAGUGGAGGUGCUCGAGAGACGUGGUGGCUGGCCACAAGUACUGCGAGCGCCACCUGAACCGAGGCAGAAACCGUUCAAGAAAGCCUGUGGAAAUCCCCACUUCCACCUCUACCGUGGUUGCUGGUAGUGUCCUGAAUCCCACCCAGAUUACUGCGUCAUCCUUAACUGCGGUGGCUAGUGGAUCCCCUUUUUCCCUUUGUAGCUCCUCAUCUUCCCUCGAUCUUCUUCAUCUCAACCAUAGAUCCUUUGAGGGUAAAGCUAGAAAUGGUGGAGAUCUUGGGAUUGAGAGCAGCGGUGUUUCAAUGGGAGAGGGGAGGCCAGUGGGUCGAGGGGUACUUCGUCACUUCUUCGAUGACUGGCCAAGAAUGCAUCAUCAACAUCAUGAUCAUCAUAAUGGAGAGCCCAAUACCACUACUUGCUUAUCCAUAUCAGUUUCUGGAAAUGGGAAUGCUUCUGCUGCAUCUUCACCUUCACCUUCAUCUGAUUUCUCUUUGAAGUUGUCGACAGGGAAUGGAGAUUAUGAGGCAGAGGAAGGUUCUGAACAUGUUAGAUUUGCAGGAGAGCGGCAUCAGCAGCAGCAAUUAGUGAAUAAUUACAACAGCAAUUGGUCGUCGAUGGGAUGGGGAAGUCACCCAGUGGUUUCAAUGGGUGGUGGUCCGCUUGCUGAGGCGCUUCGAUCAUCGACUUCCCAUUGUUCCCCUACCAGUGUUCUGCUGGAGCUGCCUCGUGGUGCUGCGUCCGAGGCCAGUAGCGUUAGCACCUGAAUUAACUCUCUCUACAGAAUCGAGUCUCUUCAGAGACACAUUAGUUUUUUAUUCCAAUACUGCAAAUGUGUUUUUUGUUAAGCACUCCAUAUGAAUAUAACUGUGUUUCCCUUUUCACCACCGUUAAAUCGGAUCGACCGAUUUCAUCUGUUUUGAAUCAGAAUAUUUCUUUCCCUGA